AUGGGAGUGGGUCCUUCAGUUGACAUGUCUGUCCCUCCGGGUGGUUCAAUGAUUACCUUGCAAUCGCCUCAAGAAUGCUUUCAAACCAGGCCCAAGUUCAACGAGACCUGGAAACCUGAUUGUAUGUCAAUGAUCGAUGAUGCUCGGUGGAAUGACUUCGUGGGCAAAUUGACUGUCAUUGUGGGCUCAUACUUUAAUGAGAUGAUUCCCUUCAUGAUAGUGCCCCUGGGAUUUGCUGCAAUGAUUGGAAUCUGGUUUGUGCCUCUCACGAUGGACGACACGCCCUUCCCCCAAUUUGCCGGCGCCAUUGUGGCUUUCGCAACUAUACUGGUGGUGUCGGUCGGGCGCCUCAUCGUGGUGACGAAGAACACGGCAGAAGAUCAGAAGAUUCAUCAACUCUGCAGCGAGCUCACCACCGCAACACAAGGAGCGAUCCAGGUGCAGUACCGCACUGCAUGGACAGGCUUUUGCAAGCCCAAGCAUGCUCGGACCGCACGGCUCAUCGUGUUCUGUCCGAGAACCAGCAUGGGGCCAGUGACCAUACCAAUCCCCGGUGCAGCACCCAUCCAAUCGAUCAUGAUCACAGUUCCUCCUGGUGUGGUUCCAGGGCAACAGCUUCAGGUUCAGACACCGACGGGCAUUCAAACUGCCACCGUGCCAGAAGGUGUUGGUCCAGGGCAAAGCUUUACCUUCACCCCAGGUGCUCCUGUGGUGGUGCAAGCUCAAGUUGUCCAUGCAGAAUUGGUUGAUGACAAUAAGAUGCAGGCCUAG
Durusdinium trenchii is the source of this 771-nucleotide messenger RNA. Lineage: Eukaryota; Dinophyceae; Suessiales; Symbiodiniaceae. The record is from the annotation of a GenBank genome assembly.